GCCGUCUACCACGCCUUCAAACGCUAUCCACUAGACGGCAAAGUCGGCUUCGUUAUUGGAUCGCAAAAACCGUGGGUUGAAGUAUAUGCGCUACUGAAUGGAGCAAAAGAGGUGACCACGGUAGAAUAUCAACACUUAAAAAUCAACGGUACUGAUAGAGUUCGUUAUGUGCAUCCGAUCGAUUUUGCUGAAAACUGGGAGAAACAUCAAGGAAGCUUUGACUUUGCCGCUUCAUUCUCCUCUAUUGAACACAGCGGGCUUGGACGAUAUGGCGAUCCCAUGGAUCCUAUUGGUGACUUACGUGAAGUUUGGAAGACAUACUGCAUGCUGAAAAGAGGAGGUAUAUUCUUUCUUGGUCUGCCCAGGGGACGAGACACUGUCGUAUUCAAUUUGCAUCGAAUCUAUGGACCUGUAAGAUUGGCAAUGAUCAUGGCAGGAUUCGAAUUGCUGGCGACGUUUCGCGACGAUUCACCUCACCCGGCUCCACUGGACCGAAGUCACUUUGAGCUGAGCCGCGGGAAUUUGAUCCAAGACCUCUUCGUUUUGAGGAAACAAUGA
Molecule: messenger RNA, 558 nt
Organism: Ostertagia ostertagi
Lineage: Eukaryota; Metazoa; Nematoda; Chromadorea; Rhabditida; Trichostrongylidae
Source: the annotation of a GenBank genome assembly